Molecule: messenger RNA, 1985 nt
Organism: Tripterygium wilfordii
Lineage: Eukaryota; Viridiplantae; Streptophyta; Magnoliopsida; Celastrales; Celastraceae
Product: L10-interacting MYB domain-containing protein
Exons: 5
Coding region: 182-1687 (501 amino acids)
Source: RefSeq, a predicted model, not a curated record
AGGGAUAAGACAAUCCCGUUGCUCUCGUUUUUAAUUUGCGAUGAGCGAUAACCCUAACAGGGUUGAAACCAUUACCGUUCAGGUUAGUCUCUAAUCCCUAAUCCUGGAAAAUCUUAUCCCCAAAUUUGCAAACACCCCUCUUUUCUUGUUCCUGUGAUCUCCCUCCCCAGAUUCCAAGAGUAUGGGCAAGCGAGCAGAAAAUGGCGGGGAUCGUUUGAGGACGAUUUGGACGCCUGAAAUGGAUAGGUUUUUCAUCAAUCUCAUGUUACAGCAAAUAAGCAAAGGAAAUAAGUUUGAUGAUCACUUAUUCAGCAAAAGGGCGUGGAAGCAAAUGUCUGCAUUGUUCAAUUCAAAUUUUAAAUUUCAAUAUGAGAAGGACGUUCUGAAAAAUCGGUACAAAACACUCAGGAACCUGUACAGGGCGGUGAAGAAACUCCUUGACCAGGAAGGAUUCAUCUGGGAUGAAAGACGACAAAUGGUGACUGCUGAAAAUAAUGUCUGGGAUGAAUAUAUUAAGUUACACCCGGAUGCACGGUCAUUUAGAAUCAAAACCAUUCCAUAUUAUAAUGACUUGUGUUUGAUAUAUGGAAAGAAAACAGCUGAAGGAAAAGUAUCAGGUGACACGGAACCACAAAUGUCCGAGGAUUUGGUUGAGAAUAAGAUCACAACUGUUGUUCAGCCGCAAAUUGUUAGUGAGGCAUCUCCAGGAGCCCUGAAUGAAUUUAAAGAUGCUGAAGCUCACCAAAUUUGUUCUUCAAAGGGAGUAGCUGAUACUCCAAAUGUAGGAGGAUCAAGCACUCGUUCUAGGACUUUUUGGCAACCACCAAUGGACCGUUAUUUCAUUGACAUCAUGCUGGAGCAACUAGUAAAAGGAAAUCAGAUUGACGGUGUAUUCCCCAAACAUGCGUGGAUGGAGAUGAUGGCGGCGUUUAAUGCUAAGUUUGGUUUCAACUAUGAUGUGGAUAUUCUAAAAAAUCGAUACAAAACUCUGAGAAGGCAACAUAAUGCCAUAAAGAAUCUUCUUGAAGUGGAUGGAUUUAUUUGGGAUGAAACUCGUCAAAUGGUGACUGCUGAUGACUCGCUCUGGCAAGAUUAUAUCAAGACACAUACAGACGUGCGACAGUUUAUGACUCGACCUGUUCCCUACUACAAAGACUUGUGUUUGAUAUGCGGCGACUCAAAUGUUGGCGAAAAUGAUGGCUUUUCCAUUCAAAAUCUAGAGCUGCAAAAUGGUCUUCAGUUUGAAAUCCUUUGUGAAGAAUCAAUGAGUCAUGAGUCUCUGGCCGCAACAAGUUCCAGUGAAGAUGAAGCAGAUAAUGAACCAGGGCCAGCAUAUGGUGAUUUGAAAGCUGACAUACCUAAUAGGAAAACCAAAAGCAAGCCAGAUAAAUGCUCUCCAUCUCCCAAAAAAUUACGGGCGGAAGAUUGGGGGUGGCAUACUGCUCUACGUGAGAUGACAAAUGCUGUAUAUUCAUUAGCAGAUGAGAAGAAAAUCGAUGAGAAUUCAAAAUCAGCGUCGAUAGAGACUGCGAUUAAAGCAGUUCAAGCUCUGCCGGACAUGGACGAAGACCUUAUACUGGAUGCCUGUGAUCUCCUUGAGGAUGAAACAAAAGCAAGAACGUUUUUAGCAUUGGAAGUUAAGCUGAGGAAGAAAUGGUUGUCGCGGAAGCUUAGGCCUCUGUCCUAGUCUUCUUAAUUCCUCCCCUAUGGCCAAUGCAUCGGAUUCAAAUUCCUUUUGGCUUGCUUAUGACUCAGAUUGGGUCUGGGCCCAUAACUUUUCUGCUUAGUAGUUACUAGUUAGUACCUAGUAGUAGGCUAGUAGCAAGGUGGUGUAGCCAGUUUGGGCUUUUACUCAAUCUCGGCCCAUGCCUACCCUUCUGGGUGCAGAAUGAGCUGCAAUGACUGCCCUGGGCCCACGCUUUCUUGAAUAAUUGUAUGAAUCAAAAGAUUUUUAUUUUCUUAAUUGAAGGGGCAGAUACUCGAUA